This is a messenger RNA of Trichobilharzia szidati, 504 nucleotides long. NCBI's taxonomy places the organism in Eukaryota, Metazoa, Platyhelminthes, Trematoda, Strigeidida, Schistosomatidae. The record is from the annotation of a GenBank genome assembly.
AUGUUACUGAAGCAUAAUACUGGAAUGGCUAUACAGUAUCUCUCAGAGAUAUUGGAUAUUGAAAUAAUCCACAACGAGGGCGGUUCUAUAGGUGAUGCGUUACUGUUGACGUGUUCUUUGACAAUUUAUACUGUCUAUCUAUUAAAUCAAAUGGACUUCAAGUAUUCACAUUCUCAACACAAUUAUGCUGCAUAUAAUACACCUGAUUACAAAUCGUCAACACCUAUCUAUGAUGAUCAUGAACGCUUGAAUUUUGAACUGGUUGAAAAAGUCCAUGGUUUGCGUAGUCUAUCAAUAAAAAUAGGCGAUGAAUUACGAUCACAGAAUAAUUUACUCGGUGAUAUGGCUGGAACAUUUGAUCACUCAGAAGGUGUACUACGCUCUACAAUGUCACGAUUAUCUCGAAUGGCUAAACAGAAUUUAUCCUCUGGUUUAUAUUGCUACUUAAUUAUCUUCGUGUGUAUUAUAUUCUUUAUGUGUUGGUUUAUUAUUCGAUUCUAUUAG